Messenger RNA from Neolamprologus brichardi, 1287 nucleotides. The record is from RefSeq and is a predicted model, not a curated record. NCBI's taxonomy places the organism in Eukaryota, Metazoa, Chordata, Actinopteri, Cichliformes, Cichlidae.
AUGGAAAGCUGGAGCCUGAUCAUUCUGGUAAUAACGCCAGGUGUCUGGAGCGGAGACUGGAGUGUGACGUCUGAAAAUCAGUGUGCUUUGAAAGGAACAUCAGUAUUGAUCAGCUGCAAAUAUGACUACCCUGUAGGUCACUUUGUUACUUCUGUCAGCUGGUUUAAAAAGUUGUAUGCAUCUGGCGGAUGGAGACUUUUUCCUCUUGAUAAACUUACUUCAAGUCCGGACCACUUUAAAUAUUUGGGAAACUUCCGUGGCGACUGCAGUCUGAAGGUCAAUGAUGUACAACACACUGAUGAAGGAGCUUACUAUUUUCAUUUUACCACAACACUCAACAGAUGGAUGAGCAUAAAACCGAUGUACUUGUCUGUGGGAGAGCUGACCACAGUCAUCGAGCCGAGCACUGUGACAGAGGGAGGUCGUGUCGCGCUGACCUGUAUGUCAGGCUGUCCUGAGCCUAAAGACAUUGUCUGGUUCAGAGAUGGGCAACCUGUGUCAAAUCCAAUCUUCCAGGCCAGGAGAGAGGAUGCUGGGGACUACUAUUGUGCAGUCCAUGGACAGGAAUCAGUCAGAUCUGCACAUGUGGCUCUGAAUGUUCAAUACGCUCCCAGAGAAGUGACACUAUCAGUGAGUCCACGGGGAGACAUCCGCAGUGGAGGGACAGCGACUUUGACCUGCAGCAGCGAUGCCAACCCUCCUGUGGCACACAGCGGAUACCGCCUGUAUAAGGAUGGACAGCUUAUCAGUUCAGGGCAGAAUUACAUCAUCUCUGACAUCCUGCCCAGCGACAGAGGGUGGUACUACUGCCAGGCAAGGAAUAACAUCAGCUGGAGGGGCAUCGACUUGAUCAACUCGACUGAGGUUCACCUUGACGUUAGAUACCCUCCAAUGAACAUUUCCAUUUCAGUGGAUCCACAGCUGUUUGAUGAGGGCAGCAGUGUCAAUCUGACCUGCAGCAGUGUGGCUAACCCCGCAGCAGACAGCUACAUAUGGUACAAAAUGGUUGACUCUGACGCCACCAGCUCCAUGCUGCAGGUGGGCUCAGGACAGCUGCUCUCCCUUCCCUCUGUGGAAGAGUCCCACAGUGGAGUGUACCUCUGCAAGGUCAGGAAUAGUCUCGGGGAGAGCAACUCAACUCAGGUGCUGCUGUCCAUGCAGAGAAAGCAGGAUGAAGGGCAGUUCCUCCUAGUCUUGGCUGGAAUUGGAGUUUCUCUUCUUGUGACACUAGUGGUGGCGCUUCUUCUGUUCCGAACUUUUAAAAACGUGUCUUACCUAAUGCUGUAA